Messenger RNA from Mercenaria mercenaria, 4081 nucleotides. RefSeq names its product adenosine 3'-phospho 5'-phosphosulfate transporter 2-like. NCBI's taxonomy places the organism in Eukaryota, Metazoa, Mollusca, Bivalvia, Venerida, Veneridae. Gene Ontology annotation, cellular component: endoplasmic reticulum membrane; Golgi membrane. The record is from RefSeq and is a predicted model, not a curated record. Gene Ontology annotation, biological process: transmembrane transport. Gene Ontology annotation, molecular function: 3'-phosphoadenosine 5'-phosphosulfate transmembrane transporter activity. The transcript is spliced from 10 exons. The coding region runs from base 155 to 1318 and encodes 387 amino acids.
CGCGACAGGAAACUUGAUGUUUGACAACCACGUACAAAGAAAUAUUUUCAUUCAAUUUCUCAACAGGAAAAGCAUGUAGCUUUGUGACUUUCUUCCUGCGUCUGACCACAACUUAUAUGUAUCGAUUGCAAGGGGUGAUAUAUUUGCCUCUACAAUGUCAAAGGACUCCAAGAAGAUGAGAACAGAGCGUCAUCUUCGUCAGAUACUUGGUUUAAAUGGUCAAGAGAGGGACAGUGCCUACAUCGAGAUGGGAGAUAACUCUGAUACAGAAGAGAGAAAGAAAGACAUGAAGAUAUUCUUUGUAGACUUAUCUUCCUUUACAAGUUCAGUCCAGUUUGUGAUCCUGUGUGCAGCAACAUUUUUCUUUUAUCUUAUUUAUGGUUACUUCCAGGAAUUGAUAUUCCGCCUAAAGGAGUUCCGUCCACAUGGCUGGUAUCUUACUCUGGUACAGUUCGGAUGUUACACGUGUUUUGGCCUGAUUGAAAUGGUCUGCACUGGUGAUAAAACCAGAAAGAUACCUAUGAAGAUGUAUUGUUUGCUAGCAUUCCUUACAGUUGCUACAAUGGGUCUCUCUAAUACAUCAGUUGGAUAUCUGAACUACCCAACACAAGUUAUAUUUAAAUGUUGUAAGCUUAUUCCAGUGAUGAUAGGUGGAGUUCUCAUACAAGGCAAGAGAUAUUCACCAUUAGAUGUCACUGCAAUGUUGAUGAUGGUAGUAGGUCUUAUAUUGUUUACGUUGGCUGAUAACAGUGUUUCUCCAUCAUUCAAUACAUAUGGUGUUAUACUGAUAUGUCUAGCAUUGUGUGCUGAUGGACUCAUUGGUAACUUUCAAGAAAAAACUCUGAAACAGUUUUCAGCUGCAAACUCAGAAAUGGUAUUUUACUCCUAUUCUCUGGGCUUUGUGUAUAUACUGGUUGGAAUAUUAUUACUUGGUGAUAUUGUCUCUGCUUUUAAAGUUUGUCAACUGUAUCCAGUGCAGACCUAUGGAUAUGGGCUGAUAUUUUCACUGUCUGGCUAUAUUGGUUUAUACAUAGUACUCACCCUUGUAAAGUCAUUUGGAGCUCUUAUAGCUGUGACAGUGACCACAUGUAGAAAAGCUGUUACCAUUAUUUUGUCUUUCCUGUUUUUCACAAAGCCUUUCACAUAUCAGUAUGUAUGGUCCGGGAUGAUAGUUGUGGCUGGAAUUUAUCUGAAUGUAUACAGUAAGAAUAAAGUAUCAUGGGAUACUACAAUAUCACAUUGGUACUGGUAUAUACGACAGAGACUCGGUAUAGAAAGGAAAUAUCCCAUCAGAAGUGUUACAAGUACUGUUGUGUAACAGUCAUACUUGCAGGGUGUUUUGUACUAAAAGAGAUUAAUUAUUUAUUUCAAUAGUUGUGCAUUUUAAUGUAGUAGGGAAAAAUCUCACUUCACUUUAGGGUUAUUUUGUUUGUUGAGGUGUUAUAUGUUAUUUAACUAUUUAUAAUUGUACUAUUUUUAGCUCACCUGUCACAAAGUGACAAGGUGAGCUUUUGUGAUGGCGCGGUGUCCGUCGUCCGUCCGUGCGUCCGUAAACUUUUGCUUGUGACCACUCUAGAGGUCACAUUUUUCAUGGGAUCUUUAUGAAAGUUGGUCAGAAUGUUCAUCUUGAUGAUAUCUAGGUCAAGUUCGAAACUGGGUCACGUGCCAUCAAAAACUAGGUCAGUAGGUCUAAAAAUAGAAAAACCUUGUGACCUCUCUAGAGGCCAUAUAUUUCAUAAGAUCUUCAUGAAAAUUGGUCAGAAUGUUCACGUUGAUGAUAUCUAGGUCAAGUUCGAAACUGGGUCACGUGGGUUCAAAAACUAGGUCAGUAGGUCUAAAAAUAGAAAAACCUUGUGACCUCUCUAGAGGCCAUAUUUUUCAUGAGAUCUUCAUGAAUAUUGGUCAGAAUGUUUACCUUGAUAAUAUCUAGGUCAAGUUCGAAACUGGGUCACGUAGGGUCAAAAACUAGGUCAUUAGGUCUAAAAAUAGAAAAACCUUGUGACCUCUCUAGAGGCCAUAUUUCUCAAUGGAUCUUCAUGAAAAUUGGUCAGAAUGUUCACCUUGAUGAUAUCUAGGUCAAGUUCGAAACUGGGUCACGUGGGGUUAAAAACUAGGUCAGUAAAUCUAAAAUUAGAAAAACCUUGUGACCUCUCUAGAGGCCAUAUUUUUCAUGAGAUCUUCAUGAAUAUUGGUCAGAAUGUUCACCUUGAUGAUAUCUAGGUCAAGUUCGAAACUGGGUCAUGUGGGGUCAAAAACUAGGUCAGUAGAUCUAAAAAUAGAAAAACCUUGUGACCUCUCUAGAGGCCAUAUUUCUCAAUGGAUCUUCAUGAAAAUUGGUCAGAAUGUUCACCUUGAUGAUAUCUAGGUCAAGUUCGAAACUGGGUCACGUGCAGUCAAAAACUAGGUCAGUAGGUCUAAAAAUAGGAAAACCUUGUGACCUCUCUAGAGGCGAUAUUUUUCAAUGGAUCUUCAUGAAAAUUGGUCAGAAUGUUCACGUUGAAGAUAUCUAGGUCAAGUUUGAAACUGGGUCACGUGGGGUUAAAAACUAGGUCAGUAGAUCUAAAAAUAGAAAAACCUUGUGACCUCUCUAGAGGCCAUAUUUUUCAUGAGAUCUUCAUGAUUAUUGGUCAGAAUGUUCACCUUGAUGAUAUCUAAGUCAAGUUUGAAACUGGGUCACGUGGGGUUAAAAACUAGGUCAGUAGGUCUAAAAAUAGAAAAAACCUUGUGACCUCUCUAGAGGCCAUAUUUCUCAACGGAUCUUCAUGAAAAUUGGUGAGAAUGUUCAGCUUGAUGAUAUCUAGGUCAGGUUUGUAACUGGGUCAUGUGCGGUCAAAAACUAGGUCAGUAGGUCGAAAAAUAGAAAAACCUUGUGACCUCUCUAGAGGCCACAUUUUUCACGAGAUCUUCAUGAAAAUUGGUGAGAAUGUUCACCUUGAUGAUAUCUAGGUCAAGUUUAAAAGUGGGUCACGUGCCUUCAAAAACUAGGCCAUUAGGUCAAAUAAUAGAAAAACCUUGUGACCUCUCUAGAGGCCAUAUUUUUCAAUGGAUCUUCAUGAAAAUUGGUCAGAAUUUUUUAUCUUGAUGAUAUCUAGGUCACAUGUGCUCAAAAACUAGGUAACUAUGUCAAAUAAUAGAAAUAAUGACGUCAUACUCAGUUCAACACUGGGUCAUGUGGGGAUAGGUGAGCGAUUCAGGACCAUCAUGGUCCUCUUGUUUGUUUUUACAGAGGGAUAAAUAUGAAGGCAUUAUUAGCAAUUAUGAAUUAUUUAGAAGAUUCUGUCAGAUGUGUUUCAUGUUAAAGCUUGACAGAUGUACUGUGAAGUGAUUAAUAUUUGUGGGGGACUAAUUUUCGUGGAUUUCGUGGUUGAGUCAACCCACGAAAUUUAAUCCCAACGAACAAGUGAAAUUCUCAUUCAUUUUAUGUUCAAAAGUUGAAAUCCACGAAUUCAUAUCCCCACGAAAUUGCCGUUUUGACCCAAACCACGAAAUUUCAUGCCCACGAAAUUAAAUGAUUUUACAGUAUUUCAUGUUUAAGUAUGAAAGGUGUAGUUCAUGUAUGUUUGACAAGUAUAUUUCUUGUUUAAUUUGAACGGGGUAAUUGUACCCCACCACCCUCCCUGGGUAUACUGGUUUCAGGUUGUCUGUCUGUCUGUCCAUCCAUCUGUCCGUAAACACAAUCUUGUGCGCACCAACUCUUCAUCCCCUUGACACAAUUUAAUGAAACUUCACACAAGUGAUCAGUAACAACAGUAGUUGUGCAUGGUGCAUGUUAGGUUCAUUCAGAAAAAAAAUUUGCAGAGUAUUUACGGCAUCUUUUUAGUCCCUUCUUGUUUGAGAGAUACCUUCAACAUGUCUGUCAGCAGUUUUAAUGACAGGACCUGUUGAAAGUACCUUUACUUUGUACCCAUUUAUGUUUAGACAUUCUGCCCCUAUUCCAAUAACCAUCCUGCCCACACCUUCUUCUGAUAAGUUGAUAGAACAAUUUUUAAUGUUUUGUGAAGUGUUUACCCACUCAAGUGUUCUUUAUAGAUGACUUUUGUGAUAUAUAUUUUACAAUUAUAAAUCCUUGUUGAAACUUUGA